AUGGAGUCUCUCUCGUCUGGUACACUCCACUCGCCGGCAUUCCAGCACUGCCAGAUAAAUAGCAGACUAUCACCUACCAAAGCGCCUCUCAAUCUACACCAUAGUGACUACUUCGCUGCGCCGAUGGCUCCUAUCAACCGUCGGAACAGACAUCAUUGUCGGGCUUGCAACAACGACAGUGCCCCGCCGAGCACCCAAGACGCACGCGAUGCAGAUACAGUCGCACUGAAACUGGCUCAAGACGAGCUGCAAGUCGUCUAUCAAUCCGUUGAACAACUGCUGAAUAUGAUGAGAACCGGAAGCGCUCAACAACUCGAACCCCUUUUCGCAGCUGCCCAAAGUGGCGCCUCGCAAGACGACAUUUUGGCCGUGGUCAGACAGUACACCCAAGGCGUGGAGGUGGCGCAAUCGAAAUAG
Talaromyces marneffei is the source of this 417-nucleotide messenger RNA. RefSeq lists its product as uncharacterized. The coding region runs from base 1 to 417 and encodes 138 amino acids. The record is from RefSeq and is a predicted model, not a curated record. The transcript is spliced from 3 exons. NCBI's taxonomy places the organism in Eukaryota, Fungi, Ascomycota, Eurotiomycetes, Eurotiales, Trichocomaceae.